CCCGACCCCGACCCCACGACGACGAGGCUGCGACCUUUGGCUUCGUGGACGCGGCCGUCUAGCAUGAAAAGAAAGAUGGCCGACCUCGACGUGCUGAUGGACGAGACGUUGACGCUAUGCAAAACACCACCAGUGCCCCGACGGCACCCCUAUCGCCAGUUCUACCAGUACAAAAAACCAGAGACGACCGCGCCAGCAGAGAAGCCCGACGUCGACAUGAUCGGGCCGCCCAUGUUCACCUUUGGCUCCGAAACCGACCUUGUACCCCAGCCGCUCUUCAGCAGGACCAACUCCAUGCCCAGCAGGAGCAACUCGCUGCCCUCCGGAUCAUCGCGCCCCGCCAGACCGCCAGAGCCCUUCCAGUUCAACUCGGACAUUGUCAAGAGCCCCUCGCCACUCUUCAGCAGGAGAAACACACUGCCGCCGCGCGUCCGACGUGCCAUGGCCUCGGAACGAAAGCCCUCGCCGCUGUCCCAUAGAGAAGAUGCGCAACCGCCAGAGCCGACCCACCACCCCUCUGCCUUGAUGCCCCCGCCCACGUCACCGAAUGAGCAGCCACCUACCCUAUCCACCAUCACUACCACCAUCAACACAACCACGACCAAGCCACAGCCUACCCUGUUCAAAGCCACACCAUCAAAGCCAAAACCCUUGCCGCCAAAAAUCUUCCAAGCGAUACCUCCUCCGACAAGGCCUCCACCACCUGUCCCAACAAUGGCUACUCCAUCAAGACCCGCCCCCUCAAAAGCGAUCCCAACAAAAACGACACCACCAAAGCCGACGCCAUCAACGCCUUCGUUCCUCACUGCUUCCACUCCGAAACGACCAUCCCCGCUCUCCGGUAAAGGGAGCGUGCGCCGCCCCGGUCCCAGCCAGUUUGCCCCUUUCCAGCCUGCAUCGCCCACGGUACUAUCACCCGUCACUUCCCACACUAGCUCUGUAGCCUCGUCGCCCACCCCCUCCGUCUUCUCAGAAGCUGCCAGCUUUUCGGCCUCGGCACCAUCGACCCCAUCAACACCGGCCUCAUCCCCACCCAGUUCCCCGGACAACCGUCCUCGCUCGCCAAUGUGCUACUUCACACCGAGCUACUGGACCAUCAUGACCUCACCCUCCCCAGUGUAUAUCCCAAGGCAGAAACUGAGGCGCAAGGACAGCCCCAAGAUCGAGAAUCUGAGAACCCUCAGAGCAAAAGAGUCUGACGCCUGUCUGGAGGCAAUGUACGACCAGCGAACGUCGGCCUACAUGGAUUGGACAGGCUUCCAAGCCCUCUCAAAUUGAACCAAAAAAAACAUCAUUUACCAUCUCGCCAGCAUGACUUCAUAGCCCAUCUACUAUUGCCGCUGGGUCCAGAAUGAUUAUUUCCGAGACGCUAGAACAUGCUGGACGAGAUGACAAGUACUAUUAUUUGCAGCAUACAGCCUGCACCACCACACUUCUAAUGAUGACGAUUUACGACUUAUGACGACAAUGAACCAGCAUGGAGGAUACGUACGGCGUUACAGAGCAUUCGAUUAUAAUACCCAGGGUUUGAACAUUUAGCAUAUUGGUUUUGCACACCUGGUUUGCCAUAGUCGCACGUCUUCAACGCAUUAGCACCCAUGUAAUAUAAUCACAUUACAGGGCCAGUCAGCGCCCUGUUUCGUUUCUGCUA
Messenger RNA from Bipolaris maydis ATCC 48331, 1651 nucleotides. RefSeq lists its product as uncharacterized. Lineage: Eukaryota; Fungi; Ascomycota; Dothideomycetes; Pleosporales; Pleosporaceae. The record is from RefSeq and is a predicted model, not a curated record.